AUGACUUCUCACACCCACUUCAACGAAAGGACUCCGGCCACGGAGGUCGCGGAAACCUUUAGCAGCGAGAUCAAGAAUCGUUACUUUGUUGUGACUGGCAUUUCCAAAGAUUCCAUCGGCGAAACCACUGCGAAGGCCCUUGCUUCGAAAUCCCCGGCUCUACUUAUCCUGGCCUCACGUACGCUUUCUAACAUCGAAGCCGUUGCGUCGGAGAUUCGUGCCACGUACCCAAACGUCAAAAUCGAAGUCAUCCCGCUCGAUCUCCUCUCACAAGAGUCAGUCCGGCAGGCCGCGGACCAGAUCAAGGCUGUGGCACCGCAAGUCGACGUGAUCAUCAACAAUGCGGCUAUGACCCCAUCCAAGCGCAUCACUUCGCCUGAGGGUAUCGAGGGUCAAUUCGCAGCGAACCACCUAGGUGGCUUUCUGCUGACCAACCUCCUGGCCGAAAAGUUUCCAGCCGGCGCAAAAGCGAGGAUUGUGAACGUGACCAGCGAAGGGCACCGCGCCAGCCCGAUCCGCUGGAGUGAUUUGAACCUCGAGAAGGCCGACUCAGAGCUACCCGAGUCGGAGCGCGGCCCGGAUCUCACGGACCACUUCCCUGCCGAGCUGCUGCAAGUUGUGGAUGGAUACAGCGGAUUCCGUGCAUAUGGGCAAACCAAGACGGCAAAUAUCCUGACCGCGGUUGCCCUGAACAAGAAGUUUGCAGGCAAGGCGGCUGCGUACAGUGCUGAGCCGGGAGUCAUCUUGACCAACGGCAGCAGAGACUUCGGUGGGAAGGAUACCACUCGUAAGGCUGCUGAGAUGCACGCGGUCUAUCUGAAGGACCUUGACCAAGGUGCAUCUACAACGUUGGUGGCGGCGCUUGAUCCUGCCUUGCAGAAAUACGGAGGAAACCCAUACUUUUCGAACUGCCAAUUCGGACAUGCUGCUGAGUGGGCUACCAACGAGGAGUAUGCCGAGAAGCUAUGGGAGCUGAGCGAGGACCUGGUCGGGCAGAAGUUCUUUUAA
Messenger RNA from Lasiodiplodia theobromae, 1008 nucleotides. Its product is annotated as Retinol dehydrogenase. Bases 1 to 1008 code for a protein of 335 amino acids. The transcript has 4 exons. Lineage: Eukaryota; Fungi; Ascomycota; Dothideomycetes; Botryosphaeriales; Botryosphaeriaceae. The record is from RefSeq and is a predicted model, not a curated record.